GCUGCGGUGAGUGCGGGACGGAGCAGGGACGCACCUGCAGCCCCGGCAGGAGCCCCGGCCGGAGCAGGGGAUGCUGGAGGGAGGCCACAACCUCUCUGUCACUUCCCUCCUCAGCCUGGGCAGGGAACAGAGCACGGAAGGAAAGACUCGAGGGUCUGGAUAAGGGACAGUUGAAUCACUGGUGACGGGCACAACACACUUGUCAGGAAAAUUAAUGCACAAACAUCAGAGGUUUAUGUCCAAAAAGGAGACAGAGGAGUCCUUUUACUUUAUUCGAAUAAAGAGAGAGGCCAUGGAACAUUGCCUUGGGCUCUCAAAUUUUUGGAGGACGCAGCCUCCUUAUAUCCCAAUUUCCCAGCCGCAUUUCCCUUCUCUUUCACCAUUUAGCGAGCCUUAUGCAUAAAGCAGUCCGUGUCAAUUUGUAACAUUUUCUGAAAGUGAUGGCUUCUCCCAAUAUUUCCUUAUGUCAAAGUCCCUGACCGUAUCUCCAAGCAUAUUCACUCAUUGACUCUGUUUUUCUUCCUGGGUCCUCUUUGCUUUCGGGAUUAUUCUCGGUGCCCUCACAGUAUUCUAUUUAUGAAUAUUUAUGAAAGAGGACACCUUUAAAACGUUUAAAGCUCUUCUAGUUUUGCAACUGCAGCCUAUAGGUGAACACCAUAAAUCCAGUACCAAAACUUUGCAAUCUCCAACAGCCACACAAACACAUGCACAAAAAGAAUUCAAAGGAAUCAAGAUUUUUUCUACUUCUGCAGCUAAGAAUAAAGAUUGAUUCUCACACCCCUGGCCCAGACCCAACUGAUAAUAUAAAAGUAGGAAUAUUAAGAAAAAACAUUCUCAUGCCAGGCAGCCCAGUGUGUGAGUGUCAGGGAGCCCCAGAGUGGAAUUGUGCCGCUGUCUUGCCCAGCAGCUGUGGCGAGUGCAGGCCCAGCAAGCCCUGAAGCUGCAGCAGUGGCAGCAAGGAUUGGCGCCAGUGGCUGGAGAUGCCAGAGGAGGGUGGGCAGGCAGAGGAUUUGAGCAGAGGAUGUGUGGGCAGGCCCAGGGCCUUGGCCCGCUCUGGAGCCCUGGCUGCUGCUGCGUUGCCUUCAGUGCAGGCUCAGGGGCGGCCUCCCAUCCUCCUGCUGCGGGCGGGAAGUGCAAAUCUCCGGGGCUUCGGAGCCCUUGAGCCCAGGCUGAGGGGUCCCCCCGUGUUCAGCUGUGCUGGCGGCUGUUUCUGGCCUCAGGGACGCUUGGCAUGGGCCCCUUGGCCACCAGUGCUGCUGCUUUGCACUCCUUAGGCAGGAGCCGAUGUCCUGGCUGGGUGUUGGGAACAGCCAAGUGCCAAGGCAGGCUCUGUGCCAGCCCAGCUUCCUGUGGGAGAAUAUACCUUGAUAUCUGAUGCAGUGGUUGCUGCAGCAGUCAGAAUUGCUUUUGCCCCCCUGUUAGGUGACAUGGUGUCAGCAGAAGCUAUUGAAGCCUUCCUGCUCAGGGCAUUUCAGUGCCAGGCUCUUGCAAGCACACACAGCUCCGCCGGUUGAGCUGACCAUGGGGCGGUGACCUGCGCUGGGUCUGAUUCCCCUUCCUUCCCUCCCCUGGAUCAGGGUGGUGCUUUUAGACACCACUUGUCCUGGUUGCUUCAAAGUAAUUUGGAGAGGCUCCAUAUCUAAUAUUCCCAAUUUCCCUGGUGCUGCCCACACUUCAGGUUUCACUUCAGCACAGGCUUUGCCAGACAUUUGCCACAGUGGUACUACAGAACUAGCCUCUCUAUCACCUUUUAGAAUAUUAAUGUGCAUUCCCAAUUUGGCGAUGAAAUCCCUUCCCAGUAAAUGAUAAUCACAAUUAGGAGCAAAUAAAAAUUCAUGCAUUUCAAACCUAUCUCCCACAUCUUCUAAUAGUGGUUGAAUAAAAGCACCCAUCUUUCCCACUUCUCCCCUGAAUAAUCCAAGACAUUUUUGGCAUUUUUCCCCACCUUGGGUCUAAGAUUCAGAGCAGAUUGAGAGGCCCCUGUGUCCAUCAGGAGAGGCCUCCUCUCGAUGCAGACCCACCCUGAAUGUUCUCAAGGGCUCCAGUGUGCCCCCCUGAUGUGUCACUCGUCUGUCUCCUGGUCACUCUCGGGUACCCAAUCCAUCCCCGGUGCCGCCGCCACCCAAGGGAGCCGAUCACCCAAACUGGGUGAGGCACCUUCAGCUGCACUCACUGCCCGCCGCCCUGGACGGUGGAAGGAAUUCCGGACGAGUCCCAAGGAUUUUUCAUUCCCAGGGUGUGGCCACAUGGAGGAGGAGGAAAAGCCCUGGAGAUUCCGCACAAGGAGGGGCUGCAAACCCAGCCCAGGGAGCUGCAGGGAGGAAAGAGCCCCCCUGAGCCAGGAAGGUGGCCGGAGAUCCAGCCAGAGCUCAGAGCUGGUGAAGAAGCCUCAUGGCAGGGAGAAGCCCCACAAGUGCUUGGAAUGUGGGAAGAGUUUCAGCAGGAGUUCCAACCUAAUCGAGCACCAGGUGAUCCACACUGGGGAACAGCCCUAUGAGUGUGAGGAAUGUGGAAAGCGUUUCGGCUGGAGCUCCAGCCUGAGGCAGCACCAGGUGAUUCACACUGGAGAACGGCCCUUUGAAUGUGGGGAGUGUGGGAAGAGCUUCAGUCACAACUCUGUCCUGAUCCAACACCAGAGGAUCCACAGUGGGGAAAAGCCCUUUGAGUGUGGGGAAUGUGGGAAGAGCUUCAGGCAGAGGGGCCAACUGAUGCAACACCAGAUGAUCCACACAGGGGAGAGGCCUUAUGAGUGUGGGGAAUGUGGGAUGGGCUUCAGCCAGAAGGGCCACCUGACGCAACACCAGAUGAUCCACACUGGGGAAAAGCCCUAUGAGUGUGGGGAAUGUGGGAAGAGCUUCAGCCAGAGCUCUGGCCUGAGGAAACACGAGAGGAUCCACACUGGGGAAAAGCCCUAUGAGUGUGACGAGUGUGGGAAGAGCUUCAGCAUGAAGUUCCAGCUGACGGAACACCAGAGGAUCCACUCUGGGGAAAAGCCCUACAAGUGUGGGGAAUGUGGGAAGAGCUUCAGAGACAGCUCAGCCCUGAUUCGGCACCAGGUGAUCCACACAGGGGAACGGCCCCACACCUGCUUGGAAUGUGGGAAGAGCUAUGGGUGGCACUCCGACCUGAGAAAACACCAGCGCAUCCACACCGGGGAGAAGCCCUACAAGUGUCCUGAGUGUGGGAAGAGGUUUCAGAUCAGCUCCAGUCUUAUUGUACAUCAGCGGAGUCACACGGAUGAGAGGCCCUUCCGCUGCCCCGACUGUGGGAAGGGCUUCAAGCAAAACUCCAAACUCACCAUCCACCGGCGCAUCCACACUGGGGAGAGGCCCUAUGAGUGUGCUGAGUGUGGGAAGAGCUUCUCCACGAGUUCAAUCUUGACCAAACACCAACGGAGGCGCCACUAAGGGAAGCCCAGUGAGUGCCCCGAGUGCGGGAAGAGCUUUGUGCUCUGCUCCAGCUCCAUCCGCCAUGGGAGGAUCCGCGUUGGGUGAUCCCCAGUGACCCCUGUUGGGCAGAGUCCUGGUGAUCUCUUGUCCUGGUGAUCCGUGUUGGAAAGACACCUGGCAGGGUGUCUCCACAUCUUCCUGGCUCCUCUGGGCAUAUGGAUGUAUACAGGGGGAGGAACAUCCAUCGGGACACAGACCAGCAAUGGGAAUUCCUUGGGGAGAGCGGAUUUGUUGACUUUCAACCCCAGAACAUCUUUUCCGUUCAAUCCUAUCUUCUGGUGGCAUCAAGGAAUACUGAAUGGUGUUGGAGGUCUUUUCCAGUUUCAGGCAUUCCACAAUUUCGAUUUCCUAUUGCCCAAAGGUGUCUUUGGCAGCCAAAUGGUGAAAAAAGUGGGGAAAAGAUCAAGAUUUUGGAGACAGUGGGGUAGAAACUUCACCAAAAAAAGGUUCUUCUCUCCCACCAAGCACUCUGCCAGCAUGAACACGGAAAUCCUUUUCUUUUGGCCUUGUUUUUCUUUCCAUUUCUCUUCAUCCCUUAAAAAUAUCCGAUAUUGGGAUAAAAUAAAGACAUUGAAUUAAGACA
Motacilla alba alba is the source of this 4032-nucleotide messenger RNA. Its product is annotated as zinc finger protein OZF-like. The transcript has 3 exons. Gene Ontology annotation, molecular function: DNA-binding transcription factor activity, RNA polymerase II-specific; RNA polymerase II cis-regulatory region sequence-specific DNA binding. The record is from RefSeq and is a predicted model, not a curated record. NCBI's taxonomy places the organism in Eukaryota, Metazoa, Chordata, Aves, Passeriformes, Motacillidae. The coding region runs from base 2010 to 3407 and encodes 465 amino acids. Gene Ontology annotation, cellular component: transcription regulator complex; PcG protein complex. Gene Ontology annotation, biological process: regulation of transcription by RNA polymerase II.